This is a messenger RNA of Paramuricea clavata, 813 nucleotides long. Lineage: Eukaryota; Metazoa; Cnidaria; Anthozoa; Malacalcyonacea; Plexauridae. The record is from the annotation of a GenBank genome assembly.
AUGUUGUCGAAAUUGUUUAUUUUGCCAACAGAAACAUCACUCAGGCAUUACAUAUCAAAACUACCAGCUACCCCUGGCUUUUCCCAAGGCGCACUUAAUAUUAUCAAGAGCAAAGUGUCGCAUAUGAAUGAACAGGAAAAAAUCUGUACUUUGUGCCUGGAUGAGAUUUCCCUCAAAACCAAUUUAUUUUAUGACAUACCUGGUGACAAAAUUGUAGGUUUAGAAGAUUUUGGCAGUAGUUACCGUACAAACAAAGUGGCAACAUCAGCACUUGUGUUUCUCGUCCGUAACAUCACAGGAAAUGGGAAACAACCACUGGGUUAUGUCCUUGUGAAUGGUGCAUGCCACAAAGACGAAGCGGAAAGGCUCAUGAAGGAAGCAAUCGAUAAAUUAGAUGCCAUUGGUCUUAAAGUUCCGAAACUGACUGAAAAGCAUAUACAUCCUAACAAUUUUUGUAAAAUGAAGGUGAAGUUGGCCACCCAAGUAUUAAGCCACACUGUAGCAGCCAGUAUAUGCACAUAUGUAAGUGUAGGGGCCCUUCUAUCUUCAGCAAUGGGAACAGCAGAGCUGCUUUUAAAGUUUGAUUCUCUCUUCGAUUGUGUCAACAGUGCCACUUUGCGUUCUGCAAAAAAGUUCAAAUGUGCCCUAAAUGAUACUUCUCCGCAUAUUAGCUUUUUUAAGGGAGCCAUAAGAUUUUUAAAGGGCUUGAAAGUUUUAGAUCCUGAUGGCAAAGAAAUAACUAACAGGAUUAAGUGCCUAAAGGGGUGGUUGCUUACCAUUAAUGCCAUUCUUUUAAUUUGGGAGCACCUUAAG